Molecule: messenger RNA, 996 nt
Organism: Macrosiphum euphorbiae (potato aphid)
Lineage: Eukaryota; Metazoa; Arthropoda; Insecta; Hemiptera; Aphididae
Source: the annotation of a GenBank genome assembly
AUGUCCGGGGGGAAAUUGUCCGGAUACCAAAUAUUUGAUGCAUUAUACGAAAUAAGUCAGGAUAUAUCUUUUGAUCAAAUUACCCGAUUAGAAGCUGAAUCUUUAGCUAAAAAAAUAAAAAAUUUUAACUUUGUGUGUUGCGUUGUAAUUUGGCAUUCAAUUUUAAAUCAAAUAAAUCUAGCAAGUAAAGUGUUACAGAAAGUAACAUUAGAUAUAUCUGGCGCAGAAAAUAUUUUAUCUGAAACAAUUAAUUUUUUGAAAAAAAUUCGAUGUGAUGAGAGUUUUGAUAAAUUCUUAAGAGAUGCUGAAACCAUAGCUCUUGAAUUGGAUAUUGAGGCUUCUUUUAGGCAACAAACUUCUAUACGCCCACGAAAAAAGAAAACUGUGUUCUUUUCUUAUGAACAACCAGAUGAACCCAUAAUUAAUUUAAAAACUAAAUUUAAAGUUGAAUUAUACUUUUAUAUAUUAGACGUAGCUCUCAAUUCUCUCGAAGAAAGAUUUGAACAAUUACAUAACCACUGCGAUAACUUUAAAUUUUUGUAUGAUAUAAGUAGUCUAAAAAGUAUAACGAAAGAUAACAUUGUGAAAAAUUGUAUGGAUCUUCAAUUGCUACUAUCAGAAAAUGAAAAUGUUAGUAAUUCAGAUAUUGAUGCUAUAGAAAUGACAGAUGAGUUAGUAGCAAUAUCUGAGUUAUUAAAACCCAACAGUACUCCAUUAGAAGUGUUACAGUUUAUUGUAAACAAUAACAAUUUUGUACCAAAUGUAGCUGUAGCACUUCGAAUUAUUUUAACUAUGCCCGUGUCGGUCGCAUCUGGUGAACGGAGCUUUUCAAAAUUAAAAAUAAUUAAAAACUAUUUGAGGUCUUCUAUGAAUCAAGAAAGGUUAAGUGAUCUUGCUACAAUUUCUAUUGAAAAAGAAGUAAUGGAAAAUCUGGAGUUCAAAAAUUUACUGAUUGAUUUUGCCCAAGAAAAGGCUCGCAAAAUUAAUUUUAUUUAA